This is a messenger RNA of Erigeron canadensis, 1574 nucleotides long. RefSeq names its product omega-6 fatty acid desaturase, endoplasmic reticulum-like. The transcript has a single exon. NCBI's taxonomy places the organism in Eukaryota, Viridiplantae, Streptophyta, Magnoliopsida, Asterales, Asteraceae. Bases 117 to 1250 code for a protein of 377 amino acids. Gene Ontology annotation, biological process: lipid metabolic process. Gene Ontology annotation, molecular function: oxidoreductase activity, acting on paired donors, with oxidation of a pair of donors resulting in the reduction of molecular oxygen to two molecules of water. The record is from RefSeq and is a predicted model, not a curated record.
CUCAAACUAUAUCUUGCAGCUAUAUAUAUACAUAUAAUAUAUCUAGCUGUUUUGCCUUUAACAUCCAAUAAAAUAAAACUAAUCACUCUUCUUUUGCGUUUAAAGACGAAGAGAAAAUGGGAGCAGGUGGAAGGAUGAAGGAUGGCAACAGUAACGAUGAUGUUUGUAAACGUGUUCCUAUCGAAAAGCCACCAUUCGAGUUUAGUGAUCUAAAGAAAGCGAUACCGCCACAUUGUUUCAAGCGAGAUCUCUUACGCUCGUCUUACUACUUAUUUCGUGAUUUGAUCAUAAUUUUUGGUUUAUACUAUUUUGCAGAAUAUUACAUACCUCUUUUGCCUAAACCCCUUGCUUACAUAGCAUGGCCCAUGUACUGGUUCUGUCAAGGAACAAUGUUCAUGGGCCUAUGGACUCUGGCCCAUGAUUUGGGCCAUCAUAGCUUUAGCGAUUAUCAAUGGCUUGAUGACACAAUUGGUUUCCUCAUCCAUUCCUCGUUCCUCACUCCAUACUUUUCUUUCAAAUACAGUCACCGUAGGCACCAUGCCCACGCGGGUUCAAUAGAAUACGACGAGGUUUUUAUCCCCAAACGAAAGGCGGAUUGGUUAUAUUCUGAAUUUCUCAACAAUCCGAUAGGCAACUUAUUCUUCACUUUAGUCAAAGAACUUAUCGGUCUUCCUUUGUACCUUCUCGUUAAUGUUCAUGGAAGGAAAUACGAUAGGUUGUUUGCAAGUCACUUUAACCCGCUCGGUCCUAUUUUCAACGAUAGCGAACGCGGUCAAAUUUGGCUCUCGAUUGGAGGUGUUUUUGUAGUUGCCUAUACACUAUACCAAGCUGCAUUAACCAAUGGUACAAACUGGUUAAUUUGCAUCUAUGGCAUGCCUUAUUUGGUUUUCAACAUUCAUUUCAUGAUGGUCACUUUUCUAAAUCACACUCAUCCUGCCCUUCCUCACUAUGAUUCAAAAUCAUGGGACUGGAUGAGAAGUGCCUUAGCCACAGUUGAUAGAGAUUAUGGAAUCUUAAAUGAUAUCUUCAAAAGUGUCACAAAUGCUCAUGUGAUACAUCAUUUUGUCACAACUAUGCCACAUUAUCACAUGGUAGAAGCCACCAAUGCUAUCAAGCCAAUAUUGGGUGAAUAUUACAAAUAUGAUGAUACCCCAAUCCUUAAGGCUUUUUGGAGAGAAUCCAAGGAAUGCAUCUAUGCCGAACCAGAUGAAGGCGCCGAGGAUAGCGGGGUAUACUGGUACCGGAGGUAGAUAGUCGAUCCACGGAUCGUGACAUGAUCAUGCCUCUUAUGAUUAACCAUCUAUAUAUGCAUUUGGGUUGCUGCAUAUUAUUUUCUAUAUAUGAAUUUUGUAUAAUAAUUAAGCAUAUGACUUGUAUAAUAAGGAUGCAUGGUCGAUCAACAUACAAGCAGUUUGUUAUAGUUGUAUACCCGGAUCGACCCGUUCUGGAAUUUGUCAAGUCCGGAUUUCAUCUAUCUGUCGACCAUGUGUGUGUGUGUGUGCAAAGUCUCUCACUUUCUCCUUUUUUCUUUUUUUGUUUAUAAGAAUAGAGAACACAACUUUAUGUUACCAACA